AGAUUCUCUAAUUAUCUUCAUUUCGUUUCGUAUCAUUGCACUGUUUCUGGGUUGAGAGAGAGGGAUUUUGCUUUUGUGGAGCGAAGAGGGAAGAAGAUGCAGACGAUAGAGGCGUCGCAGCCGGCGGCGGCAGCUCCGCCGCAUAGCCGACAGUUGGGAGCGCAGUUGUCGGGAAGUAUGAGCUUCAGCAGCCAAAUGUCGAAGGAGGACGAGGAGAUGUCGAGGUCUGCGUUGUCGGCUUUCAGAGCAAAGGAGGAAGAGAUCGAGAAGAAGAAGAUGGAGAUUAGGGAAAGAGUUCAAGCUCAGCUCGGUCGCGUCGAAGAAGAAACCAAGCGUCUCGCUAUGAUCCGUGAGGAACUGGAAGCUUUGGCUGAUCCCAUGAGAAAGGAAGUUGCUUUGGUCCGGAAGAAGGUUGAUUCUGUGAACAAAGAGUUAAAGCCGUUGGGGCAUACGGUUCAGAAGAAGGAAAGAGAGUACAAGGAGGCACUUGAAGCAUUCAACGAAAAGAACAGGGAGAAGGUGCAGCUAAUCACCAAACUAAUGGAGUUGGUGGGCGAAAGCGAGAGACUGAGGAUGAAGAAGCUGGACGAGCUAAGCAAGAACAUAGAAUCUAUACACUGACUUGACAAAGCCGGGAAACGUUGGGGGGAGAGGCCAGAUCCUCAUGUUUAACUUUGGUUAGGUUUUGUGGUUGAUGUAUUUAAAUAUGCGACCUUAUUAUAUAAUUAUAUUAUAAUGUCGGGUGGUUAUUUUUAAUUUCAGGUUUGGUGUAUUAUGUUAUUAUUAUAUCCCCAUUAGUAUUUUUUUUUGUGUGGAGAAUUAUAAGUGUUUUAGGAAUACUCUGUUAAGACAAAAAGACAGGUUUGUAAACUAAACAUUUACUUUUUUUUAA
This is a messenger RNA of Tarenaya hassleriana, 892 nucleotides long. Its product is annotated as probable DNA double-strand break repair Rad50 ATPase. The record is from RefSeq and is a predicted model, not a curated record. The coding region runs from base 97 to 621 and encodes 174 amino acids. The transcript is spliced from 5 exons. Lineage: Eukaryota; Viridiplantae; Streptophyta; Magnoliopsida; Brassicales; Cleomaceae.